Nymphaea colorata (pocket water lily) is the source of this 2623-nucleotide messenger RNA. Its product is annotated as ethylene-responsive transcription factor ERF118-like. Lineage: Eukaryota; Viridiplantae; Streptophyta; Magnoliopsida; Nymphaeales; Nymphaeaceae. Gene Ontology annotation, molecular function: DNA-binding transcription factor activity; DNA binding. Gene Ontology annotation, biological process: regulation of DNA-templated transcription. Bases 1048 to 2175 code for a protein of 375 amino acids. The record is from RefSeq and is a predicted model, not a curated record. The transcript is spliced from 2 exons.
GGGAGAGGAGGGGUUUAGACCAGAGAGGGGAGAGGCGCAGAGGGGCUGAGAGAAAGGGAGGGAGAAGAGAAAAGGAAGUGCCUGUUCUCUUCUUGGUUAGAGACUCUUCGGAAUCUGUGUCUUGUUUAUUUUCUCUGCCCAACCAGCAUAUAAACAUCUCUCUCUCUCUCUCUCUCUCUCUCUGUCUGUGUUUCGCUCUGUCUGUGGAGGAGGUCGUUGCUUUUGCCGGUGCUGUUUUUGCACGCUCACCCAGUUGCAGAGACCCUUUUGUCAUAUUCCAAAAGGAGGAGCAGAUCAACUGAGUGAGAGACGUCCACCCCUCACCAGAGCCAUAGGCUUCUCAUCCUCUCUGCACAUCCCGACGGCGCUUUCCCCUCUUCCCUGCCUCCUCAUACACUGAAAAGCCCCUCAGGAGCCGAAAAGGAGUGCUGUAAGAGACCCCCCCCCCCCACCUAUCACUUUCCUAUUUUCUCCUGUACCCAUCUAAAUAAAUUCUCUUCUUAGUCUCUCUGCCUCUCUGUCUCUGUUCUGUUUCUGUCUUUUUAGGCGUUCUCCCUUUUGUUGGUUGGUGGUUUAGAAGAGGAAGGAGGGAACGAAGCAGGAGGAGGCUUUUCUCUCCUUCCUUUGUGUUUGGGGGUGUUGGAUUUGGCAGAGGAGGAGGAGGAGGAGGGUGUGAAUAGAGGGAUUUAUGUCGGCUGGCGCUGAGAUUUCGAUUGGAGCAAAGAAGCUCUGGCGUUUCUCUUCUUCCACCGCUUUCUUUCUUCGCAUGCUUGCCAUAGAACGAGGCCGAGGCAUGCGCUUAACUUCAAAUCGAGUGGGUUUCCGAGUUGCCAGCAGUGGGUGCAAAGAAAUAUUGUCCCUGCAUUCUGUUUCAUUCUUGUUCUUCAGAGGCGUUCUUACGUAAUACCACCACCCGCCAACUUGUUGUCUUCCUUUCCUUGAAAAAUCUUCUAUUUUUCUUCUUCUUCUUCUCCUUCUCGUUCUUCUACUUUUUUCCUGUUCUUUCGAUUUCUCCUAUUCUUUGGGGCUUCUGUCGAGGGAGGGAACAUGCCAGGCCCUCAAAAGCAAGCCCUCAACCAGGACAAGUUCCUGAAGAAAGGGGCUAGGAAGGGUUUUAGGAAUUUUUCUGCUGAAAUGUUGGAACCGGUGAGGAAGAUUAGAGUCAUCUGCAGCGACCCGGACGCUACCGACUCCUCGAGUGACGAAGAAGACAAUGGUGGGCGUCGAAGUCGGCCCGCCCUCCUCAAGGGCCCCAUUCGGAAGAAGGUGAUUCAGGAGGUCGUCAUCCCUUUGCCGUCUUCUUCGCGGCAUGCUUCCAUUGUCGACACAGAGAGCUCUGCUGACAGCAGCUCCAGGAGGAAGACGACCUCCAAGACCACCAAUAACAAGACUCGCAGUCACAACCAGAGCUCCCAGAAGAGAUCGAGCUACUUUCCGCCGGAGAACGGCAAGUCCGGCAAGUACAAGGGGGUCAGGCAGAGGAGAUGGGGCAAGUGGGCAGCUGAGAUCCGGGACCCAGUGAGGGGAGUAAGGGUCUGGCUCGGGACCUAUAACACUGCAGAGGAAGCUGCCAGAGCAUAUGAGAAGGCGUCGAGGGAGAUGGAAGAGGGAGACUCUUCCUCAAUCUUGGCCGGAAGCAACAACCGGAGAGCCCCCUUUCCAGCGGCAUUGAAAAUAGCCCCGGUCACCUCUUCGUCGUCGGUGGCGUCAAUGUCCUGCGUCUCCGACGAUGACAACCGCCAUUUCGCACUGUCAUCUCCAUCGUCCGUCCUCGACGUCUCUGCCACCUCUGACUCGGGGACGGAGCCCUAUGCUUCUGGGAAUGUCUUCACCAGGACCAGGAAAACUACGGAUGAUAACACCCCCACAGACCGGAUGGGGGCCGGGGAGCAAGUUGAGUCUCCGGCAGCCGCCGCCGGGAUGAGCUUAGUCGAGUUCGAGAAGGAUCCUCCCAUCGUUCCUUUGUGUUUGGACGAUGAUCUUGCUGUGCUUGGAGACCCUUUCUUCUCUGAUGCUCUGGGUUCGUUUCUAGACCCCUGGGAUUUGCAGGGGCUUGACGAUGCUGCCGCUUGUCUUGGUGCUGGAGACGAAGCCGAUGAUAUCUCCACUGAAUGUUUGAAUCUGGACAUCGAUUCUGAAGUCUUUUCUUGGAUGGAUUUUGAUAUUAGAGUCUGAGAGAGACUUCAUUGAGCAUCUUGGGAUUAAACUGUUUGCUGAUUUCGAUAUAAUUUUGCAGAUAUUUUAGGUGGUGUGAGUGUGAGAGAAGGGAAGAGGAUAGGUGUGAUAUUGCCUUUUUUUUUUUCCUUUUUAUAUUAUUAUUAGUCUUCGUUGAUGUUGGGGGUAAUGAUGUAUUGAUGUUGAGUGAAGUUUUGUCAUUCUCUUGGAAGACUGGAGAAGCUCCGAUCUUCCUUGGGACGAUCGUAUUUUUUGUUAUUGGUAAAGAGUUUUGUGUAAGAGAGAGAGAGGAGGGGAAGAGUUGCAGAGAUUUAAAGCUUGGGUUUUUCUGUGCUUGUGAGCCGUCCAAGCUUUGUAACGUUACUCUUCGGGGUUUGAGUUGAGAUAAUGUCAUUUAUAUGAACAUCUUUCUUCCAUUAAAAUGUCAAUGGAUUUGCUCAUUUUUCUA